Messenger RNA from Eufriesea mexicana, 340 nucleotides. RefSeq names its product UPF0691 protein C9orf116. Lineage: Eukaryota; Metazoa; Arthropoda; Insecta; Hymenoptera; Apidae. The transcript is spliced from 2 exons. Gene Ontology annotation, cellular component: axonemal microtubule. The coding region runs from base 1 to 339 and encodes 112 amino acids. The record is from RefSeq and is a predicted model, not a curated record. Gene Ontology annotation, biological process: axoneme assembly.
AUGAUCGAAACGGCGUGCGUGUGCAAAGAAAGGAAGGACGGCGAGAAGGGAGACGAAAUUUCUUUCGGUCCACGCACCGAUGACGUUUAUCGAACCUGCAAUCUUCCGGCACGAUUUAUGUACCCACGAGUGUUCAAGGGAUAUCGACAGGACGAGAGUCCGCUGCCGCAUCCUUGUUACAGAAGCACGUCGAUGGAUUACGGAUGGUACGCACCUGCCAUUCACACCGUGCCCACCACUUAUUACCCGCGAAAUACUUCUUUCAGCGAGAACCAGGGUCGCGGUGGCAUGUACCGUAAUCGCUCUCUCAAUACGGAAUUGGAUAAAAGCGUAGUUUAAA